Messenger RNA from Melospiza melodia melodia, 2369 nucleotides. RefSeq names its product chromosome 2 C3orf52 homolog (gene C2H3orf52). The record is from RefSeq and is a predicted model, not a curated record. The transcript is spliced from 7 exons. Bases 424 to 1125 code for a protein of 233 amino acids. Lineage: Eukaryota; Metazoa; Chordata; Aves; Passeriformes; Passerellidae.
AGAGGAGCAGUUUUGAUUUCAGACAAUCCAGUAGGAAGGUCUACUGUGAGCAGAAAUUAAAUAAUUGAGCCCAAUAUCCAGCAGGAGUAGUGAGAACCAGAUAAAGGCUUUUCUAGUGUCAGAUGUCCCAAGUAAGAUUUUGUAGAUCCAGAUACAUGUUAUGAUCUUGAUGACUGCUCAGUUUCACCUUCAGUCCUCCAGAGCUUUAAAGAUUCUCAGAACCAAAAUGUGUGGGGUAUGCAAUUUUUAUUUCUUUUUACUUGUGGAAUAAACCUAAGACAUGCUCACUUUCAUGGAGUGCCUUUGCCUGGAUGAGUGUGACAUGACAUCAGGAAUGCAAACCCUGGGUGUGCUUCAGAGAGCAGAACCAAGCCUCGUGUCUGAGCUACCACUGACCAUAAUAGCAGCUGAAACAAGAAGGAAAUGGGCUGGCUCCAUGCUCACUUCAGAGACAGAGGUUCUCGCAGAGGACCCUCUUCUGAGACAGAAGCAAUGAAAAGGCAGAGUUCUGCUCACGAGCAAGAGAUUAUUGAAUUACGGGAACAUAAUGUGGAGGAAAGUGAGACUGAUCGUGACAAGCCUCUAAAUGCUCAAACGAGAAAGGAGAGAGAUGGCUGGAAAUCAUGCAGGAAUGUAGUUUUCUGGAAGUGUAAACUAUGGACGGUUAUAUUUACAAUAUUUCUAGUGAUCUUCCUGGUCAUUCUCAUCAGCCUAAUUCUUUAUUCUAAUGUUUACACAGAUGAGGAUGACUACUGGGAUCCUGAUGAAUUACUAAGCAAUGGAAAUUUUCACAAUUUUUCAGGAACACUGGAGUUAAUGUGUGGUCUCCCACACUUCUCCUCCGAGGACAUUACUAAGAGGCUAACAGAGGUGUACAGCUCAUCUCCAGCUUUAGGACGUUACUUUAGGUCAGCUCAGGUGAUUUCUUUCAGUAAUGAAAGCUCCACCGUAAUUUAUCAGCUAGUGUUUUCUGUACCACCAUCAACAGAGGGAUUUAUGGAAAACCGUAUGAACCCAGAUUUUAUAAGGAACAUUUUACGUCAGUAUAUUUAUGAUGAAGAUACUCUUAAUCCUGGGACAUCUGAAUGUGACAGGUUAAAGCUCAACCUGACUUCUCUCACAUAGAAAUUAUGGAAAGAUUCUUCAUCUUCAUCACUACCUAGAGGAGAUGCGAUUCCCUAUCUACAAGUAAUCCCAGGGCAGGGAACUAUUCAUUAGGUAGAAAUGCUUCUAAAAUUGUUGUCCUGUAAAUACUGCCUGUGGUGCAAUACUGUAAAUGGAAAAUGUGGUAUAUAUAUAUGACAGUGUUGUAUUGCUAUAGAACCACUACCUCCUUCUUCUAUAUCUCAGUAAUCCAUUUCACCCUUGAGAAAAUCAUGUAUUUGAUUCAUGCUCUGUUGACUUUGAAAGCUCUGCCUUCUCUUGCCUUAUGAUUAAAUCUUAAUGUUCUGCAUGAGCUUUGAAAGCAGUCUUGCACAUGGCUCCUUUCUUUUUCUCUUGAACUUCAUAUGGCACAUUUAUUUGUUGGUUUUUCCUUGUAAAAACCUAUAUAUAUAUAUAUAUAUAUAUAUGUGUGUGUGUGUGUGUGUGUGUGUGUGUGUAUGUAUUUGUAUUCUUUAAUUACCUGCAAUUACCUGCUAGGCCUUUGCACUAGCUUCUUAAGAAUGCUUUAGCUCUCAUAAUUUUCUUAUUCUUCCUACAGCCUCCUUGGAUAAGGUGCUCUUUGCUCUAUUUUUCUCUUCUUCAAUGUGAAAUACAAAAGAAGAAAGCAACAGCAUGAAGAGACAUGUCUUGUUCACUAAUGCAGCUGAAUGUCACAGGAAUAUUUUAAGGGUCAAAUUAGCAGUGUGCUUUUACAGUUAGUUAUUGCUACUAGUGAAUAGACAGAUAUUUGACCUGUUUUUGUAAAUCUGCAGACUAGUCUAUAUCCUUAAUUAUAGUUCCUGCCUAGCACUGGGAUAAAAAUGCACAGAUGUAAGGUAUUUGCCUUAAUAAGGCAGUAAAUAGUAGUUCUUGUUGAUGAGAGACCAGAGGAGAUGAAUCAGUGCCAAGAAGAUGGUGCUGGAGCAGAAGGCAUAGGCCAGAGUGGCACAAAAGUUACAGGCGGUGACUGGCUAUAACAUAAAAAUUAAGCAUUACCUUUAUACAGAAUGGAACAUAUUCACUACCAUGUGAGUGAACUACAUCUUGUCAUUUAUUUAUAGUCUUAUAAAUGUUAGUACUGCUGGACAGAACUUUUAUUUUAAAAGCAUUUUGUACUGUUAGAAAUGUAAUGAAAAAAUUUUCUUCUCUUUCUAAUAUUACUAGUUUAUUUAGGAGUAAUCUGAUUAUAUUAUUGUGCAUUAAAUUAUUUAUUUUUUACUCUCAAA